GGGGCUGCUUUCGGACAUCCCUCUCUCUCUUCCCAUUCCCUCCCCCUCUCUCUCUCUCUCUCUCUAGGUUCCUUCUUUCUCAUCCCUGACCAACCCAUUAUUAUAAGUAGAAGGAUUGGUCAUUUUUCGAGUUGAAUGUAUAUAUUGUAAUACAGAUUAUGCAGCUUAUUCACAAAUAUUGGGAUUGAGGCGUGUACAAGAGAGGAGAAGUGAUUCCUGUAACACACAGCUUCAAAUUUGGUGGUUUGAUUCUUGUGGGUCUUUUGCAAAUAAGAGCUUCAUGUGUACGUUACCAGGAGCGAAAACGAUUUUGAUUUCUCGCAAUUCUUGCAGAAGAGAAGAGCACGAAUAAGAGAAAUGCCCGGUGAGGAAUCUCCACUGAUUGCCAACGAAGUUUCUCCAGUGCCACCUCCAUUGCCAACAAGAAGUUGUCGUCCAAGAGGUUUAGCAGUGAAUGAAAUACCUGUUAGAGGAUACAGCUGCGUCUCUACUGCUACAAGGGACUUAUGGGAAUGUCUCUUUAAUGAUGGUUACAGAGCAGAUGUUUCCAUCAACACUGAAGACGGUGGGAUCAUCUAUGCCCAUGCUAGUAUCCUGGGUGUGACCUCUCCAGUUUUGAAAGGCAUGCUGAAAAAAUCAAGAAGACAUGGUCGUCGACGAUCAAUCUCGAUUCGUGGAGUUCCACAUGAUGCUGUUCAAGUUUUCAUACGGUUUUUAUACUCUUCCAGCUAUGAGCCAGCAGAACUGCAGAAAUAUGUCUUGCACUUGUUGGCUCUUUCACACGCUUAUGUGGUCCCCCACUUGAAGAGACUGUGUGAAUGGCGGUUAGAGCAUGGAUUACUAACCAUAGAGAACGUGAUCGAUACCUUCCAGCUUGCGCUACUGUGUGAUGCCCCUCGACUCGGCCUCAUUUGCCACCGUUUGAUUCUAAAGAACUUCAUUUGCAUUUCUACCACGGAAGGAUGGAAAAUCAUGCAACAGAGCCAUCCAAUGCUAGAGAAGGAAAUCCUGGAAUCCUUAGUUGAAGCAGAAACUAGGCGAAAGGAGAGGGCAAGGAAGUUGAAUGAGAGGAAAGUAUAUUUACAGCUAUACGAGGCAAUGGAAGCUCUUGUGCAUAUAUGCAGGGAUGGUUGUAGGACAAUCGGUCCACACGAUAAGGUUUUGAAAGUGGAUCAGGGUCCUUGCAAUUACGAGUCUUGUAAGGCACUAGAGUUGCUAGUCCGCCACUUCGCCGGUUGCAAGAUGAGAGUCCCCGGUGGUUGCAGUCACUGCAAGAGAAUGUGGCAGCUCUUGGAGUUGCACUCCCAUCUUUGCCCUGAUUCAGAUGUCUGCAGGGUUCCUUUAUGCAGGAACUUCAAGCGAUGGAGGAUGAAGAAAGAGAAGAAGGAGGACAUUAAAUGGAGAAUAUUGGUGAGAAAGGUCCUGAGAGCAAAGAGCAUUACGGGUGCCCCAUUCUUUUCUUUUGAAUCUGUAGAACCACCUUUCAAAAAUAAAAUAAAAUCUGUAUAACCACAAAUAAGCCCAAUAUUUUCUCAAGGGUUCUGCUUUUUAUUGUGAAAUUUGUUGUAAUUAAAUUGUACUCUUAAGUAUUAUUAUUCUUCUAAAUGACUGUGAUUCAUGUGAUUUAUCUGGAAGUUUUGAAGCCCA
This is a messenger RNA of Rhododendron vialii, 1647 nucleotides long. Its product is annotated as BTB/POZ and TAZ domain-containing protein 4-like. Bases 358 to 1509 code for a protein of 383 amino acids. Gene Ontology annotation, molecular function: protein binding. The transcript has 6 exons. The record is from RefSeq and is a predicted model, not a curated record. NCBI's taxonomy places the organism in Eukaryota, Viridiplantae, Streptophyta, Magnoliopsida, Ericales, Ericaceae.